ACAAAAGCACAAUAUGGUCUUAAGAUUUUCUCUUAUUACCAUUUAUUAGUUACAGAACAAGAUUGAAAGAAUGCUCCAAAAACAACAGUUAGCACUUUAGCAAACGCCUCAGAAUUUAUAUAAUGUACAUUUGCAUUAGCCAUAAAAAAAAGUCUCUACAUAAUAUAGCAGAAAACGUAUAUGAUGAAUAUGAACACAAACUGCAGACAGUUGUAAACAUGGCUACGUUUGCUAACGCUUGUUAAAAUUCCUGCUGUCCUUUAAACUAAACGCAAACAAACAUUUAACUAAUCGUCCACACAGGAUAUAAGUAAUAAGUCAAAAGACAAGACCACUCCAUGAUUAGGUCUGUUAUAUAGCAAACAGUACAGGAUCAGGAUGAAACACACCAGAAUGGCCUGGAUUUUCGUUGAAGACAAAACAACCAGCAAUAAAACAACAAGAACGCUAAAGUGCUAACAACCUCGCAGUGCCACGCACGCAAGGGCGACUUCAUGCUUGCUAACUAUAGUGCUAAAAAGCUCUGAAUACGGCAAGUUCACUGGAACAGAAAGUAAAAAAACGAAAAGCUACUAAGAAGCUCCUUAAAAACACUCACCCAAUUCUGCAGGCAAGACUCGAUUUAUACGAGUCAGGAUGGGGUUUGCUAGGCUGUGUCGUACUAGCAAAUGGGCGUACAGUGAAGUGUUGAUCAGGAAGCAGCAUACGUUUAUCCCGGAUUCAGCCCUCUACGGCCGAUCGUAUCCGGGUCAUAUCCAGACAAAUGGCAUUCAAAAAGCCCUCCUGGCCGUGGGGUCUGGAGUCGCUGCUCUUCAAAACCCUUAUAGACAUGACAUGGUGGCAGUGCUGGGUGAAACUACAGGACAUCUCGCGUUGUUAAAACUAAAGCACAGGAUGAGUAUCGACCCUGAAGGUCACACCAUUCUAACGGAGCGACCGAGGAUACGCCUGUCAACAUUGGACCUUUCACGGAUGUCAACACUUCCAGCUGGCUCACUGGGGAGGGAAUAUCUGCGUUUUCUGGAGGAUAAUAACGUGACACCAGACACACGUGCAGAUGUUAAAUUCGUUGAUGACGAAGAGCUAGCGUAUGUCAUGCAGCGCUAUCGAGAAGUACAUGAUUUAUUACAUACAAUACUAGGAAUGCCUACUAAUAUGCUUGGAGAAGUAGCUGUUAAAUGGUUCGAGGCUGUUCAGACGGGUCUGCCCAUGUGCAUUAUGGGAGCUGUCCUUGGUCCACUCCGGCUAUCAAAGAGUCGCACGCAGAAGCUGGUGAGGUCUCUCGGGCCGUGGGCUUUGCGAAACGGCAGUCGCGCACGCUGCAUGUUGAGCGUUUUCUACGAGCGCCGCUGGGAUCAGAACCUGGAGGAGCUCCGAAAGGAGCUGAACAUCGAGCCACCACCUCUCAUCAUGCCUACAAAGAGCAAGAGAUCAGCCUCAGAGCAAUCCUAGCAGACUUUCUCUAUUAAUGAUGGAAAGAUUACUGUUUGAGAAGAGGGUAUCCAUGUCUGAGUCACCAGAGUGAAUGCUGUAAUUAUUUAUAACUCAGAGAGUAUUUUUGUGAUCAUUUACUGUGAGAAGUUGGAUUAGAGUGAUCAGCUGAUUGCAGUGUCUAUGUCUUGGUUCUACUAUUAGGACUGUUUCAGGUGGAAGAGAGAAAUGAGAACCUGCAGUUUCAUAAUCAGCUUAAUUGUUAUAGACUGUAAGGUCUGAGGUUGUAAUGCAUUCUACAUACUGUAUUGCUGUAUCAUUCUGACUCAUCGUUAGACUCUGAGUUUACAGGUCCGUUUCCUGUUUCCUGAUUGUAAAAUAAAUGUACAAACCAUAUUUACACUAUUUAGAGGAAAUGUCCAUGACUGUGUACUUCUCUAGUUUUCCCCAGACAGAUGAGAUCAAGCUGAGAUACUGGAAUAAAACAUUAAGUAAUAGUUACAGUAA
This is a messenger RNA of Tachysurus fulvidraco (yellow catfish), 1938 nucleotides long. RefSeq names its product coenzyme Q4 homolog (S. cerevisiae) (gene coq4). The transcript has 7 exons. The coding region runs from base 637 to 1452 and encodes 271 amino acids. Gene Ontology annotation, biological process: ubiquinone biosynthetic process. The record is from RefSeq and is a predicted model, not a curated record. Gene Ontology annotation, cellular component: mitochondrial inner membrane; mitochondrion. NCBI's taxonomy places the organism in Eukaryota, Metazoa, Chordata, Actinopteri, Siluriformes, Bagridae.